ACUGGACUGGAGUGGAGUGGAGUGGACUGGAGUGGAGUGGAGUGGAGUGGAUACGCCCACGGCUCAGCCUCCAACCUCAAACACACGGUGGCACUCGCCAGAGGACGGAGACAUGGCGGCGACCGGCUGCGUCCAUCCAGGGUCCAGCGUGAAAGGACAUGUGAGCGUCUGGCCGGCCCCGCUCAUCUGACAGGAAGAGCCAAAGGACAACUUGCCAAAGGAGCAGCCGCAGACAAACGCCAACAGCGGCUCUGGCAGCGAGCGCACGGAUUCGGAGGGAGUAAAACCACAACUGGACAGGGGCCAAACUUGCAUGGGGGCCAAAUCCCCGUCCAAGACUCAGCACGUCUUCUCCAUCUAGCGACUCCGUCCCCUCCCUCAUCCCUCAUUCACCCUCUUUCACUCUCAUGGGAGUGACAUAGACGCCGGCGCUCUGUCCGCCCCGGGUAGGGAUGUCGUGGAAGAGGAACUACUUUGCGUCCGGCGGGGUGCAGGGGCUGGCGACCCCGAGAACUAUGACCUCCAUCGCGCCCAGCAAGGGUCUGAGCAACGAGCCGGGACAGAACAGCUGCUUCCUGAACAGCGCUCUGCAGGUUUUGUGGCACCUGGACAUCUUCCGCAGAAGCUUCCGGCAGCUGACCACGCACAAGUGCAUGGAGGACUCGUGCAUCUUCUGCGCACUGAAGAGCAUCUUCGCCCAGUUCCAGUUCAGCAGCGAGCGCGUGCUGCCGUCGGACGCGCUGCGCAGCGCCCUGGCCAAGACCUUCCAGGACGAGCAGCGUUUCCAGCUCGGCAUCAUGGACGACGCCGCCGAGUGCUUUGAAAACCUUCUGAUGCGCAUCCACUUCCACAUCAGCGCUGAGAGCCGAGAGGACAUCUGCACGGCCAAACACUGCAUCCCACACCAGAAGUUUGCCAUGACUCUGUUUGAACAGUGUGUUUGCAACAGCUGCGGAGCCACGUCGGACCCGCUGCCCUUUAUUCAGAUGGUGCACUACAUCUCCACCACGUCCCUGUGUAACCAGGCAGUGAGGAUGCUAGAGGUCAGAGAAAAGGCUACGCCGGACAUGUUUGGGGAACUUCUGCGCAACGCCAGCAACAUGGGAGACCUCCGCAACUGUCCUAGCAACUGUGGCGAGGUGUUGCGUAUCCGCCGCGUGCUGAUGAACUCGCCGGAGAUCGUCUCCAUCGGGCUGGUGUGGGACUCCGACCACUCCGACCUGGCCGAGGACGUCAUCCACAGCCUGGGGACCUGCCUGCGCCUGGGCGACUUGUUCUACCGUGUGACAGAGGAGCGAGCUCGCCAGGCAGAGCUCUACUUGGUGGGCAUGGUGUGCUACUACGGCAAGCACUACUCCACCUUCUUCUUCCAGACCAAGAUACGCAAAUGGAUGUACUUCGACGAUGCCCAAGUCAAAGAGAUCGGCCCUAGAUGGAAGGACGUGGUGUCCCGCUGUAUCAAAGGCCAUUAUCAGCCCCUGCUGCUGCUCUACGCUGACCCCCGUGGGACGCCGGUGAUACUGCAGGAGAGCUCCAACCCCUGCACCGACUCCAACCCGCAGCUGGAGGUCCAGAACUGCAGCGGCAGCAGCAAGGCGGGCUACGACAGCGAGGACUCCGGUCGGGAGCCGUCCAUUUCCAGCGAUACCCGGACGGACUCGUCGACGGACAGCUCGAGUCACCACGCCUCACGCAGUCGACCUCUGCACCAAUCCACGGGCAGCCACCUGUUUAGUGACUCUCAGACCACCGUGGUCUGCAACUACCAGCUUGGCACGCCGUCCCACGGUGCAGACGCCGGAGAGUCAGCAGUGGAGGGUCCAGCCGGGCCUCCCUCCCCUCCCCUGCAGGAGUACAAGGAGACGGCGGUCUUCCUGCUGUCGUCCCGCCGCCCGCUCACCUCCUCCUCGUCUUCCUCUCGCCCUCUGUCCUCCUCCUCGUCGUCAGGGGUGGGGGGCUGCGAGGGCGGGGUGGGGGGCCGCCACUGGGAGGAUGAGAGCACCAGCAGUGAGAGCAAGUCCAGUUCCUCCGGAGGCUGCUACCGGCCCACCUGGAGGCCCCGCAGAGAAGCCCUGAACAUCGACAGCAUCUUCUCCACCCAGAGGAUCUGCUCUCAGGGCUACCACACCCUGCCGGGCCCCACUCUCCCUCCGCCCCCCCAGCCGCCCUUACCGCCUUUGCGGCCCACCACGCCCACGGCCACGCCGCGAGGCUCCCAGCAGGCUGCGGCGCUGGAGGCGAGAAUCGGGCUGGCGGGUCCGCCCAGGUCGUCGGGCGGUCGCGGCCGACCCACCACGGGCCCGCCCGCCCCUCCGCCUCUGAGGGGGGUGGAGCACCAACCCCGCCUGAUCCAGAGGAUGGAGAGCGGCUACGAGAGCAGCGAGAGGAACAGCAGCAGCCCUGACAGGGAGGUGGGCCAACACAAGCGGGCGCUGAUGUCCGGACCCUCAUGGCGCUCGGUGCCCAAGUCUAAGAGCAGCGGUGCUAUCCUGCAGGAGCUGCCCUCACCUGGACGCCGUGGUGCCUCCAACACAGGGCGCAGUGAGCUGGACGAGCUCCAGGAGGAGGUGGCGAGGAGAGCCCGCCAGCAGGAGCAGCAGAAGCGCAAAGAGGCGGAGCGAGAGGCGGCCAUGGGGUUCAACCCCAAACCCAGCAAGUUCAUGGACCUGGAUCAGCUUCAGCACCAGGCCGUGCAUGAGACUAGCGCUCAUAGCGCAUCGGCUGUAGCCGCAUGCAUGAGGAGCGCCACAGGGGCCCCCGCGGUCAAACGCAGGCAGGAACAGGAAACGGAACAGGAGUCAGGAAGCGGCCGCCCACAGGGGCCUCACAGUGAACAGCCUGGCCCGGUCCAAGUACUGCUGACACCCAAUCAGGAGGAGUUCGAGGACCAGGCGUCGGCCAACCAAAACCCGCCCCCUCUGCCCCCUCCGCCCCAGCCCUAUCGCGCCCCCGCCGCUCCUCCCUGCCCUGCCGCGCUCACCCUCAGCAUCCCCCACCCGUGCGCCCCCUCCGGCCGGGGCGGGGUCGGCGACACGGGGGUGCGGCUGUGCGAGCUGCUGCAGGCGGGUGGCGUGAGCGUCAGACCCCUGGGAAAGCACUUGGCCAUCUCGCUACCGUCGCUCCCCUUGCGGUUUUGGGACGCGCCCGUCACGCCACCCCCUCGUCCUCCUCCUCCUCCCCCGCCUCCGGAAGCCCCCGGGCAAAGGAAACCUGCCACCCCUUUCUGGCAGCCGCCCCAGCCGGAUCCCGCCCCGCAGCCUUGGCGGCCCACCGACGGCGCCACCCGCCAUUGGUCGUCCUGGAGUCUGGACCGCCCGGACGCCAUGGUGACGCCCUAUGACACCCCCCCGGACCACUGGGCUCCCAUCCCGCCAAGACAGUGUGCCAGUCGCCCCCCUUCUCGGGGGCACCACGGCGACCCCAGGAGCUGUGAGCACGAGGAGGCGGAGUUGACGGAACUCGACACCCUUUACCAGGCCAGUCUGCAGGCGGGGAGGACAGGCUGCAGCCCGUCGGAGCGGCUCAUAUCCAGGGUGGGCGGCCAGGCCCGCUCCAGAACCCCCAACGCCGACAUGGAGAGGAGCGUGUUCGGGCCGGACGGCGCCAGAAGCCCCACCUACCUCAACAAGCCAAUGGUGUUGCAGGGUCCACGUUUGUGGGCGGGGCCCGACGAGGCGGGCAACCUGAGGCGAAUCGGACGCAGCCUGAGCGGCACGGUGGCGGUGACGCCGCGCCACGGCCGACUGACCGCCACCCGCAGCUUUGCGAAGCAGGCUGACGCCACGGCCUCCCAUUGCUUACUUCCUCUCUCCUGAGUCCCUGUCUCUAACGCACCUCCAUCACUUCCUCCAUCCUCUUCAUCACCAACACUUGUCAUCACCACCUCCCUCCACCGCCUCACAGG
This is a messenger RNA of Entelurus aequoreus (snake pipefish), 3904 nucleotides long. RefSeq names its product ubiquitin specific peptidase 54b (gene usp54b). The record is from RefSeq and is a predicted model, not a curated record. Bases 453 to 3815 code for a protein of 1120 amino acids. Gene Ontology annotation, biological process: protein deubiquitination. Lineage: Eukaryota; Metazoa; Chordata; Actinopteri; Syngnathiformes; Syngnathidae. The transcript is spliced from 20 exons. Gene Ontology annotation, molecular function: cysteine-type deubiquitinase activity.